AUGGGUAAGAUCAUGAAGAAGGCUGUCAUGAAGAGACCGGUGACUCUUGAUGUUCUUCCCGAAGAAGUCGUUGCAGAGAUCACAGCGCGCGUUGUUUCGUCAUCGCCGGCCAUGUUGUCGGUUUCUGAUCUUGCCAACAUGAAGCUCACAUGCAAGAUGUUGGGUGAAGCUGCAAGGGAUAGAUGGGUGCUCAAACGAGCCACCAUUGUGGACAGGUCUCGAGGGCUGGGCUGGUGGCUGUAUCGGCAGGGUUCGUGGCGGUUGGUAGUGGAUUGCGCAGAGGCAGGAAAUCAACUAGCAUCCUGCAUUCUAGGCAUGGUUGAAUGCUAUAAUAAGAAGAGAAAGGAAAAUGGCAAGUUGCACCUAGCGGUAGCAGCAGAGGAAGGUUGCAUGGAAGCCAUGUAUGCUCUUGGAAUUUUGCUCUUAUCAGAACAAGGGCCAUCAACAGCUGUAGGCGUGGAAUGGCUGGAAAGAGCCGCUAAAGCCGGCGGUGGCGGAGCUGCCGGACUGGUCAAGAGUAGGAAGAAGGCUAUGCAAAUGCUAAGGGACCUGUGGAUUGCAGACGGACUCCUGCAGCCUCAACCAUGGCACUGUGCGGAUGAUGAGUGCGGCAAGCUGGCAAGAGGUGAAGCCUCGAAAGGUUGGUGGUGUGAGGAAGACGAAGAAAACGACAGACGCUUCUGCUCAUCUCUAUGCAGAUCGAUCUACGAGUUCAAUAAAUUUGUCAAACAACUGUGA
Molecule: messenger RNA, 738 nt
Organism: Nymphaea colorata (pocket water lily)
Lineage: Eukaryota; Viridiplantae; Streptophyta; Magnoliopsida; Nymphaeales; Nymphaeaceae
Exons: 3
Coding region: 1-738 (245 amino acids)
Molecular function (GO): protein binding
Source: RefSeq, a predicted model, not a curated record